AUGGGAUGUGCUGAAGAGAUUCAAGUUACCGGACAUUACUAUCCACCUUGCCCACAACCUGAGUUAGCAAUCGGUACCACUGAACAUAGUGAUGCUGGAUUCAUUACCAUUCUUCAACAAGAUCUUGUUGGUGGGCUCAAGAUCUUUUAUCAAAACAAAUGGGCAGAUGUUCGCCCUACACCAGGAGCUCUUGUAGUGAACGGCGGUGAUCUUUUACAGCUUGUUACAAACGACAAGUUUGUGAGUGCACGACACAAAGUGAUGGCAAACAAGGUUGGUCCGCGAAUAUCGGUUGCAUCGUUUUUUUUAGCUAACUUAAAGCUUGAGGCAUUGAAGGUGUUGGAACCAAUCAAGGAGUUGCUUUCGGAAGAUGAGCCAGCCAAGUAUAAAAGUGCAACAGCAAAAGAAUUUUUGGAUUACUUUUAUUCAAAAGGACUUGAUAAAACUCCAGCUCUUUUGCAUUUCAAGAAAUAG
Lactuca sativa (garden lettuce) is the source of this 474-nucleotide messenger RNA. Its product is annotated as 1-aminocyclopropane-1-carboxylate oxidase homolog 1. Lineage: Eukaryota; Viridiplantae; Streptophyta; Magnoliopsida; Asterales; Asteraceae. The record is from RefSeq and is a predicted model, not a curated record.